AUGGCAAAGAAAAAUAACAAACAGGUCGAGCCAUUCAAACCGGAUCCCAGCAUUCCAGUUCCGCCCAAAGACGAGGAAGAACUGAACUUGGAAAAGCUGGUGUUUGGAGAUGCAGCUGGCUUCGGGACGAAUUUGAAGCAGGUUGACAAGAUCUUUGACAAUUUCUCAGACGAAGGCUUUAGUUCGGACGGAGGUGACGAUAAUGAUGAUUUCUCGUUACAGCAGGAUGAAGGGGCUCUCAGUGACUCUGAAUCUGCGGACGAAGAACAAGGGGAUAACUUCACUAAGAUGGCAGAUGACCAGCUCUUCUUCGUUGAUGAUGGGGAGGACCAGAUGGACGUGGAUAGCGAUUCCGAGUCUGAUGAAGAAGACAGCGAGUCUAAUGCCUGGAGUGACAGUGAUGACGAGAAAAUGGACCUUUCGAUAGCUAAAUCAGACAAACUGAGGAAACUCAGAAAGACGGAGUCGGAGCAAGUCAUACGAGGAAAGGCAUACAUUCACAGACUGAGGUCUCAAUUUGAGAAAAUAUAUCCAAGACCCUCGUGGGCUGAUGAUCCAGACCGUUCCGAGGAAGAGGAAGAGGAUGAUGGCGAAGUGGACGAAGAUGAUGAGACAGACGUGAGUGCCAGUUCAAAUUCAUUGGCCAAGUUCCUGAAGAAGAAUUUCCAGAAUUUGAAAUCUAAGAGCUUCAAAAUGCUUCCAGCCGACAAACUGGACAUCUCGAAGGCCAACGAUGCAAACUCGAAACAUCCCUCGAAAUCAGGUAUACAAACCAUGUCGUUUCAUCCAACACAUCCUCUACUGCUAACCGGUGGAUUCGAUCGUACCCUCAGAAUAUAUCAUGUUGAUGCCAAGGUGAACAAGCUUGUGACAUCUCUGCAUUUGAGGAAAAUGCCAGUCCAAACAGCUGGUUUCCAGGUCUCUGGUGACAAGUCCAAGACGACCAUCUUUGCUGGUGGCAGAAGGAGAUAUAUGUACAAAUGGGAGGUAAACGAGGGCUCUGUUGAGAAGAUCAGCAGAAUGUAUGGUCACGAAGCAACACAGAAGUCUUUCGAAAAUUUCAAAAUCUCAAAGGACGGAGCCUUUAUUGCAUUGCUGGGUAACUCUGGGUGGAUAAAUGUGAUAAGUACCAGCAGCGGACAGUGGGUGAAGGGUUUCAAGGUGGAAGGUACUUUGAUCGAUUGUGAGUUCACCGAGGAUUGCCAUCUGUUUGGUGUCAACACAGCUGGUGAGGUCUGGGAAUGGGAGUACACGACUGAGAAGAUUGUUGCAAAAUGGCAGGAUGAGAGUGGAGUUGGUAUCACAAGAAUCAGCAGUGGAGGAAAGAAUGGCAGAUGGUUGGCAAUUGGCAGCAACACUGGUAUAGUCAACAUCUACGACAGGUCGUCUUCGGCUCACAAGCCCAUGGGCACUGUGGAAAGUCUUAUUACCACCAUUUCCACUCUGGAAUUCUCGCCUGAUGGUCAGCUUCUUUGCAUUGCCAGUAGAGACAAAAAGGAUGCUCUGAGGAUGGUGCAUUUGCCCUCCUGCAAGGUGUAUGGCAAUUGGCCAACUUCCAGUACUCCUCUGGGAAGAGUCACUAGCGUGUGUUUCAGUAAUGGCGGUGAGCUGUUGUUCAUUGGUAAUGAUGUUGGAAAGGUAAGAACAUGGGUGCUGAAUUAUUACUUCUAA
Messenger RNA from Kuraishia capsulata CBS 1993, 1671 nucleotides. RefSeq lists its product as uncharacterized. Lineage: Eukaryota; Fungi; Ascomycota; Pichiomycetes; Pichiales; Pichiaceae. Gene Ontology annotation, biological process: rRNA processing. Bases 1 to 1671 code for a protein of 556 amino acids. The record is from RefSeq and is a predicted model, not a curated record. Gene Ontology annotation, molecular function: protein binding. The transcript has a single exon. Gene Ontology annotation, cellular component: Pwp2p-containing subcomplex of 90S preribosome; small-subunit processome.